UUGGACUCGCAGGUCCUGUUGGCAUACUGCUCCCACGAGGAAGCUCAGUACCUGUUUCGUCUAGCAGGCGAGUUGGGUCUGCUGGGGCCCGGCUACAUCUGGAUCCUCCCCAGUCUUGCCGUAGGCAACCCCAACAGCCCUCCACCUGCCACUUUCCCUGUAGGUGUGAUCGGUGUGAUCACGGACCAGUGGAGGAAAAGCUUGCGGCAGAGAGUAAGGGAGGGCGUCGCCAUCGUAGCCAAAGGGGCAGAGAGUUUCAAGAAGCAUUAUGGUUUCAUUCCUGAAGGGCAUGGAGAUUGCAGUAAACCAGCAAAACAGUCAGAGAACAACACCCUGUUCAGGCACAUGCUGAAUGUAACGUGGGAACAAAAAGACCUGUCAUUCAACAAUCAAGGCUUUCUAUCCAACCCUUCUAUGGUCAUCAUUGCUUUGGACCGGGAGAGACUGUGGGACAAGGUGGGCACGUUUGCUCGCGGCAUCCUUCAGGUUCGCUAUCCCAUCUGGCCGCGGUACGGCAGCUUCCUGGAGCACAUAUCUGAUGACCGCCACCUGACGGUGGCCACCCUCGAGGAGCAUCCCUUUGUCAUGGUCGAGAACGUGGACCCGGGAACCGGCACAUGUGUCCGCAACACUGUGCCCUGCAGGCGUCAGUCCAAUCACACAGACAGUGCCCAAUCCGAGUCCUACACCAAACUGUGCUGCAAAGGUUUCUGCAUAGAUAUCCUCAAGAAGCUAUCCAAAACAAUUAAGUUCUCCUUCGAUCUCUACCUGGUCACCAACGGAAAGCACGGCAAACUGGUGCAUGGGAUUUGGAACGGGAUGAUUGGGGAGGUUUUCUACAGGCGUGCUGACAUGGCCAUCGGCUCGCUUACUAUCAACGAGGAGCGCUCUGAAAUCAUUGACUUCUCUGUGCCGUUUGUGGAGACGGGAAUAAGUGUCAUGGUAGCGCGUAGCAACGGCACAGUAUCGCCGUCUGCCUUUCUUGAGCCCUACAGUCCAGCAGUUUGGGUCAUGAUGUUUGUGAUGUGCCUGACCGUUGUGGCUGUGACUGUGUUUGUGUUUGAAUAUUUCAGCCCAGUGGGCUACAACCGGAGUCUGGUAAGCGCCAAAGCUCCAGGUGGGCCGACGUUCACGAUAGGGAAAUCAGUGUGGCUGCUGUGGGGAAUCGUCUUCAACAACUCCGUCCCCAUUGAAAACCCCAAAGGAACCACCAGUAAAAUCAUGGUCCUAGUCUGGGCCUUCUUCGCUGUCAUCUUCCUGGCUUCUUACACCGCCAACCUGGCUGCUUUUAUGAUCCAGGAGCAAUAUAUUGACACCGUGUCUGGCCUUUCUGACAAGAAGUUUCAAAAACCACAGGAGCAUUAUCCUCCUUUUCGCUUCGGGACGGUUCCAAAUGGGAGCACAGAGAGGAACAUUCGCAGCAACUAUCCUGAUAUGCACACACACAUGAUGAAAUAUAACCAGAAAGGGGUGGAAGAAGCUCUGGAGAGCCUCAAAACCGGGAAACUAGAUGCCUUCAUCUAUGAUGCUGCUGUCUUGAACUACAUGGCUGGUAAAGAUGAGGGUUGUAAACUGGUGACCAUUGGCAGUGGGAAAGUAUUUGCCACCACAGGAUAUGGCAUUGCUUUGGAGAAAGAUUCCCGCUGGAAACGACCAAUUGACUUGGCAUUGCUACAGUUUCUUGGAGAUGGAGACACAGAACGCCUGGAGACUGUUUGGCUUUCUGGUAUCUGCCAGAACGAGAAAAACGAGGUGAUGAGCAGCAAGCUGGACAUUGACAACAUGGCUGGUGUCUUCUACAUGCUUCUGGUAGCUAUGGGCCUCAGUCUGCUGGUCUUCGCCUGGGAACACCUGCUGUAUUGGAAGUUGCGGCACUCUCUCCACAAGUCUCAUAAACUUGACUUCCUGUUGGCCAUAAGCAGGGGUAUUUACAGUUGCUUCAAAGGAGUAGAAGAUCCAGGACGCUCAUCUGGUUUGGCCAAACCUGACCUGACCUCCAACUAUGCUCAAGCAAACAUGCUGAAAAUGCUUCGCACUGCCAAGGAUCUGGUCUCCACUGCGAAUGUUGAGAGCUCCCUGGACAAUGCUACCAAGACCAUAGAACAAUUGACUCGUCAUGGUAGUAGUAUGCCUGUUCGUGUCCCUCAAGUCACCACUGAGGCCGUUCCGGGAGGAUUUGCUUAUGUUGCUGAAAACCACUGCUCCAUUCCUCAGGGGUCCCUCACCCCACCUCUAACUGGCAUUACCUCUUUGAAACAGCACAGGGGUGUAAGUAGACCAACACCACUGCGCUACACGCUUCCAACUCGUUCAACAUCGUGUCUGUAUGACAGACCACUUCCUGUGUCCAGUUUGAGCACUCCUCACCUGGCUGUAGGGGAGACGCUCCCUCAUCACCUCCCACACCACUACCAGACUACAGGGAGGGUGUAUGUAGACUCCCAUUCUCACUCCCCUUACAUUGCCUACUCAGAACUCCAGCUACCUGACAUUUACACAUCUCAUCCAGUCUCUUUACCCCAAAACCAACAUAUCCAAUUGGGCCUUUCACAACCAAAAAGGAGGUCCAAGAGUUUUCAGUGUGAGAAUGGGGAUGUGGAAAGGAGAAAACAUGGGGAUCAGGGUAAGUGUGACAAAAGUACUAUCAGUCUGACUGAACUUAAAGCCAAUCACCUCCAAGAGAAUCAUAUCUCCGCCCCAAGUGUUGACAAUGUUUACUCAGGAGAGGGGAUGUGUCCCCGGGUGGAGAAUUAUAGCUCUUGGCCUCCAGAGGACCUUGUGCUGAGGGGCCGGCGGAGGCACCGCCGCCCCUCUUUUCUUAAAGCAACGUGGGGCAAUGACCAAAUUCAUCAUCUUGAUGAAUCACAGUCUUCUUUAUCCAGCCAAUCACCUUCAACCUUGCCGGACCUGUUUCCAUGCAUGGUUACUCCUACAACAUCUGCCAAGCCUUACAAUCCUGCCCAUGUUCGAAACAACCUGUGCCUCCCAAGGAACCAGGCCUACCUCCACAUAAGGGAGGACCAGAGGAGGCCAAAUGGACGAAAGGGCCAGAGACUGCGCUACUCCCACUCCACCCACCUCCCAACAUACGGAGAAGCGGUUCGAAAUGGAAAUGGUUUAGGGCGGGGUAUGGUCCGCAGAGCCACAAGCCUUCUCAGCCGACAGUACACACACUACCUGAACUCAUAUCCCGGUCUCCCAAUCUAUCACAGUCCACUGGACCUCCAGCAUCACAGCCAGAGUUCCAGCCCAGUGUGCCAGCUGUUGGCCUGUGGUGGUGGACGAUGUGGGGGACAGCGGACACUGCUGUAUCAAGACAAUGUGUAUGGAGCUUAUGGGGCCUACCAGGGACCCCAGACUGGCUCCGACGCCCAGAUAGGGCAAGGAGGAACAGGACAGCCUGUUGGGAGUCCUUGUGUACUUCGGCCUUGGCGACGAGUUUCCAGUCUAGAAUCUGAAGUCUGAUUGAUAACCUUUCUGGAUGAAAGCUGUGGAGUUACAGAAGAUGAGAAUAAUAAAUGUUACAACUUUGGAAAGUUUUUUGUUGUUGUUAGAUUUACAGCUAUGUUGAUUUUAAUUGUCAUUGUGUGGUAAAGAAUAGUAAUUCAGGUCAGACUCUUGGAAAAAGACUUUCACCAAUCUAUCCUUGGUAAAGUUGUGGAAAGCUGGGUUUGACUGGUUUAACUCAGUGGCUGCUUUCCCACAAAAGUGUUCAUCUUUCACAGGAGACCAUGUCAUUGACAAAUGGUUAAACUGUAACCUGAGAUUUAUUGCUGUGUGUGUGUGUUUAAUUUUUUAUUGUGUGGAUUGCUGGAAUUCAACAUUGAUUAUUGUCUGGUAGACAAACUGUUUACGUCUGGGAAGAAGCUUUGGAUAGGCAGCCAUCACUAGUCACUAGACAUCUAAAAAAAAAGCUGUGAUGUAGAUGUGAAGUGUUUAUUUAUGAGAUGAGGUCAUCAGUACUGAUUUUUAAAAGGCAUAAAAGUACACCAGUUUUCUGAAGCAAAUAUAAUCAGUCCAAGUCAUAAUGAUGAGUCACAGGAAGCAGCUACUUUGUGAAAGCAGUCCGCAACAACAUGAUCUGCAAAACGAUUGCCGCAUUAGAACAGCAUUGACCAGCACUAGGUGUCUUAACCCACAGAUUUCAUCCUCACUGUAUCUAAGUAUGAGGCUUCAACAGCGCACAAGCCUCACGUUGAAUAAAUUAUGUAUUCUAAGUACUAUAAUCGCAUAGUCGAAUGUGUUAUUUGAGGCUGGUUAAUGUAAUAUUCAUGUAUUCCACAUAUAGGACUUUAUAGUCACCCUUUUUUUCUAAUCACACCUCUGGCACAUUAAAAAAAAUCUGUUUAAAAACUGCUGUAAGUUUAUGGAAGCUUUUGGUACUACUUUAUUAAUAACAUCAGUUAACCAGUGAUCCAUUCCCCCUUUUCGACUCUUUUAUAUUUCCUCUUCAUCCCUCUUUUUACCAUCCACUCAAACUGUUUAUUAAACAAAAUGAGCUUAGUGAAAACGAUUAUAGUAUCUAUAUUACCAGGCUUCUACACCCUGUAAUUAUCCACAAAGACCAAUUAAAGAGUCUUUUUUGAUGAACAUAUGUGUGUCUUUUUCUAUAGCCUUAACUUAUUUUCUGUGUAAAGUAUAUGUAAAAAAAAGAAAGACAUUGUUUGUUUUUUUUUGUCUUUUCCUUUUGGGAGGCUUUUAAAAAUAUUGGUGGGAGUUUUCCUCUUAGGAUGGUUUUCUUAAAUGGUACAUCUGUCAUGAUAAAUUGUUUGUAGGUGGACCCAAAUACGGUAGAGAGGAAGAGUUGAUGUGAACGUUUAAUGAAAAAGGUGAUAAUCAAAAACUUACAAAAACCACAGGGAGACAGAGCAGACCACAAACACAAGAAUUCAGGAACAAAAAGCCAGUAUGAGAACAUAUGGACACGACAGGGAAAUAACAGGAUUUAACAGGAGGAACCAGCAAGCAGUGUGUGCAAGAAGAGGGUUUAAAUACUAUGAGGGUGAACGCCGGAACAAAAGACCUGGGAUGAUUAGUUAAUGGGUUGCAGGUGUGAGGGGAGAGAGCAGCCUGCAGACUGAAGAGAGAGAGAGGAAA
This is a messenger RNA of Poecilia latipinna (sailfin molly), 5097 nucleotides long. RefSeq names its product glutamate receptor ionotropic, NMDA 2C-like. The transcript has 11 exons. NCBI's taxonomy places the organism in Eukaryota, Metazoa, Chordata, Actinopteri, Cyprinodontiformes, Poeciliidae. Gene Ontology annotation, molecular function: signaling receptor activity; ligand-gated monoatomic ion channel activity. Gene Ontology annotation, biological process: monoatomic ion transport. The annotation marks the transcript as partial. The record is from RefSeq and is a predicted model, not a curated record. Gene Ontology annotation, cellular component: membrane.